This is a messenger RNA of Solanum tuberosum (potato), 597 nucleotides long. RefSeq names its product nuclear transcription factor Y subunit B-7. The transcript has a single exon. Gene Ontology annotation, biological process: regulation of transcription by RNA polymerase II. Gene Ontology annotation, molecular function: DNA-binding transcription activator activity, RNA polymerase II-specific; protein heterodimerization activity; RNA polymerase II cis-regulatory region sequence-specific DNA binding. The record is from RefSeq and is a predicted model, not a curated record. Bases 1 to 597 code for a protein of 198 amino acids. Gene Ontology annotation, cellular component: nucleus; CCAAT-binding factor complex. NCBI's taxonomy places the organism in Eukaryota, Viridiplantae, Streptophyta, Magnoliopsida, Solanales, Solanaceae.
AUGGAGGAUGAAAGGCGAGGAAAUUGUCCAGAAAGUAGUACAAUGCCGACAUCAACAACAUUAUCUACAAUGUCAAUCAUUCCAAAUAAUAAUAAUAAUAAUAAUAAAGAACAAGAUCGGUUCCUUCCUAUAGCUAAUGUGGGUCGAAUCAUGAAGAAGGUAAUCCCAGGAAAUGGAAAGAUCUCCAAAGAUGCAAAAGAAACGGUUCAAGAGUGUGUAUCAGAAUUUAUAAGCUUUGUUACUGGAGAAGCAUCUGAUAAAUGCCAGCGUGAGAAGAGAAAGACAAUCAAUGGUGAUGACAUUAUAUGGGCCAUCACAAUUCUCGGGUUUGAAGAUUACGUUCUCCCUCUUAAACAAUAUCUUAGCAAAUAUAGAGAAUUAGAAGGUGAAAAGCUAAAUGUUCCAAAGCAGAACCAACCACAACAACAUGAUCAGAAGCCAACUUUUUCAUACAACAGUGUAUAUUCUCCUACAGGCCUUCUUCCCCAAACUUCAUUUGUUCCAACAGAUCAACCUUUUCCUUUGCCUUUUUCCCCCAACUCAAUUCAGUCACAAUUACCUAAACAGGAACACGUUGAUUCUAUGGGACACUGGUAA